CUCAUGUUGCAGCCAUUCUGUGCUUCUGCGGAAGAGAUACAGUGAUGGAGGUCGGGGGCCCUCUGGGGAUGCCAGUGAAUUUUGAUGAUGUGGCUGUGUACUUCUCAGAGGAUGAAUGGGAAUAUUUAGAAGAAUGGCAAAAAGAACUGUACAAAGAAGUUAUGAUGGAGAAUUUUGAGCUAGUAACUUCAGUUGGACUGCUGAUUCGAAGAACCAGUUGGUUAGAUCUGGAAACAGAGGAGUCGCCCUCACACUGGACGUGGGACGAGCACCAUGAUAAACUUGAUGAGGAACCUGAGCUGAACAUUAUAGUAAAAGAAGAAGCAGAUGAUGAGAUAACUCUGUCCCCAGGAUCUGACCAUGGCGAAUACCACUAUAGAGGUCCUGAUUUUGCUUUGGCUUCAAGCUUCCUGUCUGGCUCUCUUCAUCCAGACUCUUUCAGCUCUUCUCAGAGGCGUUUCCUUCCCAACUCAGCAUCCCAGAUGUUUACCUCAGGGCUACGGCAGGAUGAGCGAACAAGUGUAGAGCGGCCCUUCUCCUGUACAGAUUGUCACCGCACCUUCAUUCGCAAAUCGCACCUUACCAGCCAUCAGCGUACUCAUCGAGGGGAAAGGCCCUACCCCUGCGAGGUCUGUGGGAAAAGGUUUCACUACCGCCAUCAUCUAGUGGGACACCAACGUAUACACACUGGUGAAAAACUAUUUUCCUGUGAGCAUUGUGGUAUUCAAUUUAACCACAAAGGUAACUAUCAGACUCACCAGCGCUUGCACACUGGGGAGAGACCCUUCUCUUGUGAUCUUUGUGGUAAAAGCUUUAACCGUAAGGCUGAUCUGAUCACACACUGCCGGGUGCACACAGGAGAAAGGCCAUUUACUUGUACUGAUUGUGGUAAAAGCUUUAGCCGAAAACAGCACCUUGUGACUCACCGUAGGCGGCACACUGGUGAAACUCCAUUUCCAUGCGAUCGAUGUGAGCAGAGCUUUGCCCAAAGGAAGACUUUACUCAGGCACCAGGAAUUGAUUCACUCAAUGGAGCGUCCUCACAGCUGUGCCGAAUGUGGUAAAGGGUUUGCAUGCCGUUCACACCUACUGACACACCAACGUGCUCACCAAAAUGGAGGUGGAAGCUGUGGGUCUGGGGGGAAGCCUUUCUCCUGUGACCAGUGCCGGAAAAGCUUUGUGGCCCAGCCACAUCUUCAAGCCCACCAGAAAGUUCAUUCUAACCCAAAAGGAGAGAGGCCCUACAUGUGUACUGACUGUGGCAAAGGCUUCAGUAGUCGUCAGUAUUUAAGCCGACACCAGAAAAUCCACACUGGAGAACGCCCAUUUCGUUGCAAUGUGUGUGGUGACAGCUUCAUCCAAAAACCUAACUUGGAGAGACACAAGGGUAUCCACAGUGGGCAGCGCCCUUUCCCUUGUCUAGUUUGUGGGGGCAGCUUUUUUAAAAAGCACAACUUGGUCCGACACCAGAGAAUCCACACGGGGGAGAGGCUGCAUUUCAGCUGCAAAGUGUCCCAGCCAGCUGCCCAGACCCUGCUGGGUUCAGAGGAAGAGGGCAAUGAGGGGUACUUGAAUUCUGAGCAUCCCACUGAGAACCCCUGCAAGAAUGUCUGCUGCAAUCGUACAGGUGGCCGAGUGGAACAGUGAGAAGCACCAAUGUGCCAAGUGGCAGGAACUUUCACAAGGAGGACAUGGUUAGGCCCAUCCUAAUGAGACUAGCAUAGGGCACUAUGCCUACGGCACAUCCAACAAUAAAGCAGUAAUCCGAAAGGUGCAUGAUUAAAGGAGAUUACUGUGUAACUGUUGGUUUGAUGUGGUGUGGGAAAGCAGUGUCAGGAUAAGUAGCUACAAUUGUGAAGUUAAAGUGUCAGCUCUGGUGCUGUCAGAUGGCCGUACCAGGGAAAAUAACUGCUAUAGUGCCAUUGAUUGUCAGUGCCAGGCAAUGUGGCUGCUGUAGUACAUUCAUAGGGAAGUGUCAGGAAGAAUAGCUGCUCUACUGCCACCAGAGGGUGGUGCCUGGGAAAGUGGCUGCUAUGGGGCUGUCGGUGGGCAGUGCCAUGGUAACUGCUGUAGUGCAGUCUGAGGGCAGUGCCAGGGUCACCAGAGCCGGUAUAUGAUGUAGAAAGCAUAAUACACAAGAAGAAUUUAUAAGUGUGAACCUGCUAGCAUUUAAGUCCUGUUGGUACAGUUACUUGCUGGCAAGUUAAUGAGGGAGCAAGGUAGCUCAGGGACUUGCUGUGCACAACAAAAGAAUAAGCAGGCAUACACUGUGAUGAAGCUGGCACGUUGUAUCAAAGUGUUGGUACUACUUGUACACUGUAGGAUAAUAUUAAUUGAACUGGUGCAGUGCAGAUUAGUUGUAGUCUGACUAGUACACUGUGAAUCCAGGUCCAAAUUUUUAAUUCUUUCAGUGUAUCGGAACUGCUAGAGAGAUGUAUGCCCAGAAUGGCUGAUGAAACCCUUUAGAUUACAGUUCUAUGACUUAUAGACUUCCCCAAAAUCAGUACUCGCAGAGGACUUUGGGUACUCGUGACAUAUUUUGUUUUAAUGCCUCUAAUCACAGAGGCUGGUCCUGUACAUACAUGUAGAUUGGUAAAACUGUAAGUGUAUAAUAUGUAAAUGUAUAAAUGUAGUUCUGUACAGA
Messenger RNA from Pelobates fuscus (common spadefoot toad), 2643 nucleotides. RefSeq names its product acid sensing ion channel subunit 3 (gene ASIC3). Lineage: Eukaryota; Metazoa; Chordata; Amphibia; Anura; Pelobatidae. The transcript has 5 exons. Gene Ontology annotation, biological process: sodium ion transmembrane transport; regulation of DNA-templated transcription. The record is from RefSeq and is a predicted model, not a curated record. The coding region runs from base 45 to 1646 and encodes 533 amino acids. Gene Ontology annotation, cellular component: plasma membrane. Gene Ontology annotation, molecular function: RNA polymerase II cis-regulatory region sequence-specific DNA binding; ligand-gated sodium channel activity; DNA-binding transcription factor activity, RNA polymerase II-specific.